AUGGACACUUUGACCUCAAGACAUGAGGAGAGAGUGAUUCAUUCUCAGGACUCAGCCCCUGCGCAGGAAGGAGAGGAGAAGACCAAGUUUCAGGAGUCACUGACAUUCAAGGACGUGGCUGUGGUCUUCACCGAGGAGGAGCUGGAACUGCUGGACUCGGCCCAGAGGAGGCUGUACCAGGACGUGAUGCUGGAGAACUUCAGGAACCUGGUCUCUGCGGGACAACAACCUUUCAAGUCUGAUAAGAUAUCCCAUUUGGAACAAGAUAAAGAAACCUGGGUGAUGGAGAGAGAAAUUCCAACAGAUACGUAUCCAGGGUUCCCCUACACUUUUCAGAAAAUGACAUACCCAGAGUGA
Molecule: messenger RNA, 357 nt
Organism: Orycteropus afer afer
Lineage: Eukaryota; Metazoa; Chordata; Mammalia; Tubulidentata; Orycteropodidae
Source: RefSeq, a predicted model, not a curated record